Aspergillus ibericus CBS 121593 is the source of this 1184-nucleotide messenger RNA. Its product is annotated as bifunctional precorrin-2 dehydrogenase/sirohydrochlorin ferrochelatase MET8. The record is from RefSeq and is a predicted model, not a curated record. Gene Ontology annotation, biological process: siroheme biosynthetic process. Bases 32 to 739 code for a protein of 235 amino acids. Gene Ontology annotation, molecular function: precorrin-2 dehydrogenase activity; protoporphyrin ferrochelatase activity. Lineage: Eukaryota; Fungi; Ascomycota; Eurotiomycetes; Eurotiales; Aspergillaceae. The transcript has 3 exons.
AAGUGACUUGGCCGGCCAAAUUGUCCAAAGGAUGUCGCAGAAGUUCCCUCCCGUGCAAGGAGGAGGCUCCCUCAUUGUCGCUUGGCAGGCAAAGGAGAAGCAUGUUUUGGUAGUUGGCGGUGGAGAAGUGGCCGCAGGUCGCAUCCUCCACGCUCUCAACGCCGAUGCCAAAGUAACCGUGGUCUGUCCUGCAUCCGGUCUCAAUGAUGAAGUGGCUUUCAGGGUGGCAGAAGGCCAGGUUAGCCACAUCGAUAGGAACUUUGACGCAGCCGAUUUGGAAGGGGCAGACAUGGUGCUCUGUGCCAUUGACGAUCCGGACGCCUCGACGCAGGUUUGGAAGCUUUGCAAGGAGAAGCGGAUUCCCGCGAACAUAGCUGAUGUACCCUCGGAAUGUGAUUUUUACUUCGGUAGCGUAUAUCGCGAUGGGCCAUUGCAAGUGAUGGUCAGUACCAAUGGAAACGGACCCAAACUCGCCAGUAUCGUUCGGAAGAAGAUAGCGAGCACUCUGCCCGAUAACAUGGGUGCAGCAAUAGACAACGUGGGUAAGCUGCGGAAGAAGCUCAGGGAAGUCGCUCCCAAUACCGACCAAGGACCGAAACGAAUGAAGUGGAUGUCUGGCGUUUGCGAGUCAUGGAGCUUAGAGGACCUCGUCCAGAUGGAUGACAAGGAUAUGGACGGUCUUUUGGCCCAUUACGCAACUGGAAAGAUCCCGACCCUGACCGAAGUCCGGUCCAGCUGACGAGGCUGAGUAGAGAUCAUAUAGCACACCUUGUUCGACACCUAGACGAUGAAACAUUACUGAUCAAGGACAUGCAUUCGGACCUGUCAAAUACCCACCGGGUAAUGAGAAGAAUCCGGCAACGCCCUCAUAAAAAUGAUAUUUUGUACAUACAAAUAUAGGGCCCGUCGGAUGAGCUUCAAUGGAAAUAAAAGACAAAAACGCAAUGCUGUGCUAGGUCUACAUUCAAUACUCCUCCAGAUCGAGAAAAGCCCUACAGUGUUGUAGGCGAGGAUAUCCAAAAGAAAAAAGCAGCGCAAAGUAAACGGGUAGAAGAAGGCAAUGUCAACGCACGAAACUCAAACACUGGCCGUCGCUGCUCAACGUCCUCCACUGUGCUUGCGGGAAGAAUACUGGUUCGACACGGAGUUCCGGUGACUAGACGGCGCUGGCAGAGAUGACUGAG